AUGGCAAAAUCGAUUAGAAGUAAAUGGAAGCGAAAAUGUCGAGCGAUAAAAAGAGAACGAUAUGCUGUAAAAGAACUAGCCCGACUUAAGAAAAUGCUAGGAAUUAAGGAAGAAGAAAAAGUCACAGAAAACGAGGUUAUGGAAUCUGAUCAAGUAAUAUUUCUCGAUGCAGGCAAAAUAGGAAAAAAGAAAAAAGGAAAAAAAGAAGAAAAGCCUCCAGAAGAAGAAGAAGACGUUGAAAUGAGCUCUGAUGAUGAAAAAGUUGAGGUUGCAACUGAAGAUGGUAAAAAAAGAAUUUUUAGCUCAAAAACAUUAAAAGAUCAAAAUGGACAAUAUCCCGUGUGGUUACACAAAAGAAAAAUUGCUAAAAUGACGACUACCAAAAAAAAUAUGAAAAGAAAAUCGAAGAAACGACGACGA
Molecule: messenger RNA, 420 nt
Organism: Brenthis ino (lesser marbled fritillary)
Lineage: Eukaryota; Metazoa; Arthropoda; Insecta; Lepidoptera; Nymphalidae
Source: the annotation of a GenBank genome assembly